Molecule: messenger RNA, 1813 nt
Organism: Sinocyclocheilus anshuiensis
Lineage: Eukaryota; Metazoa; Chordata; Actinopteri; Cypriniformes; Cyprinidae
Product: protein phosphatase 1L-like
Exons: 4
Coding region: 511-1596 (361 amino acids)
Biological process (GO): protein dephosphorylation
Molecular function (GO): protein serine/threonine phosphatase activity; cation binding
Source: RefSeq, a predicted model, not a curated record
ACGCUGCGGUAUCGUAGUACAAACAAAAUCUGUUUGCUGAAAUGUAGUCUGACGUAGGCUUCUCAAGCUAACGGACCGAUACGAUGUAAUGUCUGUAGUGCUUUUUGUGUGUAUUUUCACCGUUCCACCCGGCGCUGCAGUCAGUCAGUCAGUCUCGCAGCAUGUGUAUCGACGGAUUGGCCAUAUAAAGUGCGCUAAAACUCUCCGUGACGCGUGUAUCGGCUAAAUAACAGACCGUUUUGAGCAGAGACUGCUAACUAGCGACACAGAUGGCUUUAUGGGAGGGAAUGCAUUGGGGGUAAUGGGAUCUGUGCGGUUAUAUGCAGCCCGUCGGUAGGGCACGAGACCCAGACCGCAGCUGAAAGCGCCGGGAUCUCGCUACAUCUGCAGCUUAUAAUAUAACCACCGGCCAUUUUCAGGCGGGGGAUCAAACACCUCGGGCUGCAGAUGGGCUUUAAUAUCGGUCUAAUGAAGUAAUUUGAAGCCCAUACUUCAGUCCCCGAGCGUGUGAUGAUAGGAGACACAAUGACGCUUUUGUCUCUUUUGGGUCGCAUCAUGCGUUAUUUCUUGCUCAGGCCAGAGACCUUGUUUCUGUUAUGUAUAAGCUUGGCCCUUUGGAGUUACUUCUUCCACACGGACGAGGUGAAAACCAUCGUCAAGUCCAGCCGGGAUGCCGUCAAGAUGGUGAAGGGGAAAGUGGCGGAGAUGAUGAUGAACGACAGACUCGGCGGUCUGGAGGUGCUGGACGCGGAGUUCUCCAAGACCUGGGAGUUCAAGAACAACAAUGUAGCGGUGUACUCGAUACAGGGCCGGAGAGACCACAUGGAGGACCGCUUUGAGGUCCUUACCGACCUGGUGAACAGGAGCCACCCUUCAGUCUUUGCUGUUUUUGACGGCCACGGCGGGGAGGCAGCCGCUGAUUAUGUGAAGGCCCACCUACCCGAGGCUCUGAAACAACAGCUGCAGGCCUAUGAGUGGGAAAAGAAAGACAGCCCUCUGUCCUAUCCCGCCAUCCUAGAGCAGCGCAUUCUGGCUGUGGACCGGGACAUGGUGGAGAAGUUCUCUGCCAGCCAUGAUGAAGCAGGCACGACGUGUUUGGUAGCCCUGUUGUCAGACCGUGAACUGACUGUGGCAAAUGUCGGAGACUCUCGCGGCGUUCUCUGCGACAAGGACGGCAACGCUGUGGCCUUGUCACAUGAUCACAAGCCUUACCAGCUGAAAGAGCGCAAGAGGAUCAAGAGAGCAGGUGGCUUCAUCAGUUUCAACGGUUCUUGGCGUGUGCAAGGCAUCCUUGCCAUGUCGCGCUCACUUGGUGACUACCCUCUCAAGAACUUGAAUGUGGUCAUCCCAGACCCAGAUAUCUUGACCUUUGACCUGGACAAGCUCCAGCCGGAGUUCAUGAUCCUAGCCUCCGACGGCCUGUGGGACGCGUUCAGCAACAAGGAGGCCGUACGCUUUGUGCGGGAACGCUUGGAUGAGCCGCACUUUGGCGCCAAGAGCAUUGUGCUGCAGUCUUUCUACCGCGGCUGUCCCGACAACAUCACUGUCAUGGUGGUGAAGUUCAAGAGCAGCUCUGGGAGCAAAACUGGAGAGUAGAUGGACUCAACUAAUAAACAGCCUCAACCGAUCAAUAAACAGCCUCCAUUGUCUUUCCAUUAAUGCAUAUUGCAAGACGCUAGAUGGUGUAAUACGAGACAAACAUUUUUUUUCUCUCACAAUUACAAUAAACUGUACAGACACACAUGUGCAAACACGUGCAUUCCCAGAUUUAUUGUAAUUUUUAUUUUUUUGGUGUGUGCCAAAUGGACACUUU